Molecule: messenger RNA, 1470 nt
Organism: Gongylonema pulchrum
Lineage: Eukaryota; Metazoa; Nematoda; Chromadorea; Rhabditida; Gongylonematidae
Source: the annotation of a GenBank genome assembly
AUGGAUCGCCGUUGCAUUUAUUAUCGCUUACCAUUGCUUGAGUCGGGUACAAUGGGUACCAAAGGCAAUACCCAAGUGAUUUAUCCUCAUCUAACCGAAUCCUACAGCUCAUCGGCUGACCCGGUUGAUAAAGAAAUUCCAAUUUGCACGCUAAAGAAUUUCCCGAAUGAAAUACAUCACACUAUACAGUGGGCACGAGAUUUGUUCGAAGGCUUUUUCACGAACCCAGCGGAGACUGUAAAUCAGUAUCUGAGUGAUGAAAGAGGCUUCUUGCAACGCCUAGAACAGAUGAAUGUCGGCCAGCGGGUGCAUAUUUUGACACAGAUCGAGAGAGCACUGAUACAGGAACGACCGAGCGGUCCGGAAGAUUGCAUCAAAUGGGCUCGACUCAAUUUUCAGGAAUAUUUUCACAAUGCAAUUGCGCAACUGUUACACAUGUUCCCGGAGGACCAGGUGACCGAUUUGGGGAUGAAGUUCUGGUCAGGCAGCAAACGGUGCCCACAUGUCCUCGAAUUCAACCCACAAAAACCUGAGCACUUCAAUUUUGUUUGGUCAGCUUCAAUUUUGCGAGCACAACUCUACAACAUUACUCCAAUAAUGAACAAGAAGAAGUUUUUGGCGGUUCUCAGCGAGGUUGAGGUGCCGGAGUUCAAGCCAAGAUCAAAUGUGAAGAUUGCCGUAACGGAGUCGGAAGCAAAACAGCUGGAGAAAUCUGAUGAUGAUGAUUGCGAUGCGCAGUUACAAUCUGUUAUGGUGACUCUGGCAAAAAUGAACAAGAAAACAGUGCAGCGCCUGAAUGCAAUAGAUUUUGAGAAGGACGACGACACCAAUCAUCACAUGGAAUUCAUCACCGCUGCAUCGAAUCUGCGUGCUGAAAAUUACUCAAUUGCACCAGCCGAUCGUCUGAAGACAAAACAAAUUGCUGGUAACAUCAUUCCGGCAAUAGCAACAACGACAGCCGCUAUAGCAGGCCUGGUCACAAUUGAGCUGUGCAAAAUCAUCGGUGAUGGACAGAAUUUGCCAAGUGUUCCGUCGGCACGCUUCAAAAAUGGUUUCAUGAAUCUAGCGUUGCCAUUUUUCGCAUUUUCCGAGCCAGUUGCAGCGCCAAAGAAGAAGGUAAUCUCCGCAAAGUGUGGAAAUGGUUACUUUACACUAUGGGAUCGACUUGAAGUGCAAGGACCCAAGAAAAUGAAGGAAUUGCUUCAGCUAAUUAAGGAAGAAUACAAUUUACAGGAAGAGACGGGAUUCGAUGUGUCCAUGGUAUCAUGUGGUGUAUCGCUUGUGUAUAGCUUCUUUUUGAGUAAUGAAAAGAAACUUGAGCGUUUGGAGCAAGACAUGAAAGACGUGGUGGAAGAAGUGACAAGGAAGAAAAUUCCGGAUUAUGUGCGUUCAAUAGUGCUGGAUGUUAUUGCGAACAACAAGGAUGAUGAGGACGUAGAAAUUCCAUAUAUCAAAUUCAAUCUCAGAUAA